AUGUCGAGGAGCACUCUCCGUUCUUACAGUGCCGCAAGUGUCUGCAAUUCGGGCACACCGCCAAAAACUGCAAAAACCCCUCCGACCGCUGCGCACACUGCGCUGAGGAGGGGCACCUUUCACACGACUGCCCAACCAAGGACAAAUCACCCAAAUGCUUUAAUUGCAUUAGACACAAAACCAGGUUCCCUAAUAGCAAAUAUGACACUACACACGGAUCCACCUCUCACACGUGUCCUAUCCCCACAUUCCAUCGCCCUUGUAUCUGAGCCUUACAUAGGCGCCAGAAAGGAAGUCAAACUUCCCUACGGAUAUCCCUUAAACAUCAUUCAAUUUCCUAGUAAUUCUUCCCCUGUCAGAGCCUGCAUCAUAGCCAAACCACAUAUCAAACUCUUCGGCAUCACGGAAUUCUCUUCCUCGGACCUAUGUGUGGUUCGGACACAGAUAGGACACACACAGUUACACAUCGCCUCCAUUUACAUACCACCUCGACAUGACCAUCUAGACACACUUUCACUGAUUGAAAACUUCUUGCAACACAACAUGAACACGCAAUGCAUACUGGGGGGCGAUCUCAACGGAUGGAACCCUCUCUGGGGGAGCAACCGCCGCAACGCCCGCGGAGUUAGGAUAGAGGAGUUAGCCGACGCAUACGGCUUGUACGCAUUGGUGUUUGAUUUC
Messenger RNA from Brenthis ino (lesser marbled fritillary), 681 nucleotides. The record is from the annotation of a GenBank genome assembly. Lineage: Eukaryota; Metazoa; Arthropoda; Insecta; Lepidoptera; Nymphalidae.